Messenger RNA from Hemibagrus wyckioides, 2382 nucleotides. RefSeq names its product CTP synthase 1a (gene ctps1a). The transcript has 19 exons. Gene Ontology annotation, cellular component: cytoplasm; cytoophidium. The coding region runs from base 174 to 1961 and encodes 595 amino acids. The record is from RefSeq and is a predicted model, not a curated record. Gene Ontology annotation, biological process: pyrimidine nucleobase biosynthetic process; CTP biosynthetic process. Gene Ontology annotation, molecular function: identical protein binding; CTP synthase activity. Lineage: Eukaryota; Metazoa; Chordata; Actinopteri; Siluriformes; Bagridae.
CCGUGUUCCGGGUUCUGGAGCACAAGCACGUGUGAUCACUGCAUGAUGUUCAUCCGGAUCUGCUGAACCCUCACCACGUUUCUUUAUUUUUUCCCCCAGUCUGAAGUCGAAUCACUGGAUCACUGUCUUGACAUUUAUUUACAUCUGGACUGCGUCUUCUCUGCUAGUAGCCUAUGAUUGCCACAAUGAAAUACAUUCUGGUCACUGGAGGCGUGAUCUCAGGGAUCGGGAAAGGCAUCAUCGCCAGCAGCGUCGGGACGAUCCUGAAGUCCUGCGGCCUUCACGUCACAGCCAUUAAAAUUGACCCCUACAUCAACAUCGACGCUGGGACUUUCUCUCCCUAUGAGCAUGGUGAAGUGUUUGUGCUGGACGACGGAGGAGAGGUGGACCUGGAUCUGGGGAACUAUGAGCGCUUCUUGGACAUCCGUCUCACCAAAGACAACAACCUCACCACCGGCAAGAUCUACCAGUCGGUCAUUAACAAAGAGAGACGAGGAGACUAUCUGGGCAAGACCGUGCAGGUGGUGCCUCACAUAACUGAUGCCAUUCAGGAGUGGGUGAUGAAGCAAGCCAAGAUCCCAGUGGAUGACGAUGGUGUGGAGCCUCAAGUGUGUGUUAUUGAGUUGGGCGGUACUGUCGGAGACAUCGAGAGCAUGCCUUUCAUCGAGGCGUUCAGACAGUUCCAGUUUAAAGUGAAGAAGGAAAAUUUCUGUAACAUCCAUGUCAGCCUUGUUCCUCAGCCCAGUGCUACAGGUGAGCAGAAGACCAAACCCACGCAGAACAGCGUGAGGGAGCUGAGAGGACUCGGCCUUUCUCCAGACCUGAUCAUGUGUCGCUGUUGUACUCCGCUUGAUAACGCUGUGAAGGAGAAGAUCUCCAUGUUCUGUCAUGUGGAGCCUGAACAGGUCAUAUGCGUCCAUGAUGUGUCCUCGAUCUACAGAGUGCCACUGCUGCUGGAGGAGCAAGGCGUCGUGAACUACUUCUGCCGAAGGCUCGAUCUGCCCAUCGAGGGCAGGCCCAGGAGGAUGCUCGCUAAAUGGAAAGAGAUGUCCGACAGGUCAGACAGACUGUUGGAGCAUUGUUCCAUUGCCCUGGUUGGGAAGUACACGAAGUUCUCUGACUCGUACGCUUCAGUUAUUAAAGCCUUGGAGCACUCAGCUCUCGCUAUCAGCCAUAAACUAGAGGUUAAAUAUAUCGAUUCUGCUGAUCUGGAGCCUGCUACCCUGCAGGAAGAGCCUGUGAAAUACCAUGAAGCUUGGCAGAAGCUGUGCAGUGCAGAUGGUAUUUUGGUCCCGGGAGGUUUUGGAGUCCGAGGGACUGAAGGCAAGAUUCAUGCCAUCAGCUGGGCUCGUAAACAGAAGAAACCCUUUUUAGGUGUGUGUUUGGGAAUGCAGCUGGCAGUUUGUGAAUUCGCCCGCAAUACGCUGGGCUGGGAAGAUGCUAACUCCACUGAGUUUGACCCUGAAUCAAAACACCCUGUGGUGAUCGAUAUGCCUGAGCACAAUCCGGGACAGAUGGGCGGCACAAUGAGGCUAGGAAAGCGACGGACCAUUUUCAAGAACCCGAACAGCAUAUUGAAAAAGCUUUAUGGAGAUGCAGACUACGUUGAAGAAAGGCACAGACAUCGUUUUGAAGUCAAUCCAGAGCUGAAGCAGUACUUCGAGGAGAAAGGCUUCCGCUUUGUUGGCCAGGACGUGGAGGGAGAGAGGAUGGAGGUUAUAGAGCUGGAUGAUCAUCCGUAUUUCGUGGGUGUACAGUACCAUCCUGAGUUCACGUCCCGGCCGAUAAAGCCAUCUCCACCUUACUUCGGUCUGCUGCUGGCCGCAGCUGGAAAACUACACGGGUACCUACAGAAAGGUUGCCGUCUCUCACCACGAGACGUGUACAGCGAUCGCAGUGGCAGCAGUUCUCCAGAUUUGGAGAUCGCAGAGUUGAAACUGCCCUCCAUCUCCAACGACUGAUCCAAUCCCGAAACAGACUGAAGUAUUUUCCAAAAGAAGAAAAACACACAAUAAUUGGCUCUGACUUUUUUUUUUUUUUUUUAAUAGCCCGUUUUAUUGGAGAUGUAUAUUUUUCAUUAAUCCUUUUCCCGGUCAAGAAUCUGUUGGUUACUGCAAAUGCAUGUUUUUUGUUUGUUUUUCUUUUCAGCGGCACAAGUGUAAUAAUAAUAUUAAGUGUAAUAUCUUUUUGUCCGAACAAGCGAAUUCAGGUUUGUUGUGUUUGCCUCGCGUGGCCUCUGCAACUUUACCUGGUACCAAAAAAAAUGGUAGUGUGCAAAAUAUACAACGGUCAAGUGCAUAAUUUAUACGUUUAACCAUGUUAUGUUGGUUUAAAAGGGUAUUUUAUCAUUGUAAUGAAACCCAGUAAAAGAAGUGACACGGA